Messenger RNA from Dentiscutata erythropus, 651 nucleotides. The record is from the annotation of a GenBank genome assembly. Lineage: Eukaryota; Fungi; Glomeromycota; Glomeromycetes; Diversisporales; Gigasporaceae.
AUGUGGUAUUCUCGUAUUCGUUGUCCAUUUAAAAAACUUCUCGAAUAUAACUCAAAAUACUUCUCUAAGAAUGGUUUUAUCCAAAUGAUCGAAAGAGUAUAUAUAGAUGGGGAAUUUAAUGCUGGGAGACGCUCAUUCCACAUUUAUUGCACUAAAUAUAUUACCGAAACUACUAAUAUGCAUUCUAAUCCUGUACGAAAGAAUGUGAAAAAAGAGGGAGGAGUAUCAUCACUUGGCAUUGAUAUAGUUGAUAAAAUAUAUGAGAAAUAUUAUUUUAUAUACAGUAAAGGCUUGAGCUAUUAUGAUUAUGACUAUAAACAUUCAAAUAAAAACGAAGUUAAAAAAAGGAUUGUAGUUCGCAUAAUUAACAGUGUAACAGUUCUUCAACGGGCUUGGAGGACUUACAAGUUGAGACCCGAGACAUGGGCAAGUCGAGUUUGGAAUAUUGUGAAGAAUGAUACUACUCCUAAUGAGAAAAAGUUUUUAGGUAUAACACUUCACGAUAUAAGAAUUCCUGAUAAUCAAUAUAUAUGGUAUGUUGAUCGAAAAAUUCUAGCUAAAGACAUACCUGCAUAUCAUCAGAAAUGUCGAUAUAAUAAUUAUACUUCACGCGAGUGGGCAGAAAAGAAGAAAGAUCAGUUAAAAGCAUGA